UUCCCUCCUAAUAAGCUUAUUUAUUGCUAACUAACUAGCGUUAUUAAUGUCAAAGAGUACAGAAGCCUGAUAUAUUGUUCGCGGUUCUAUACUCAUUGUUUCGAGUUGCUGUCAUUAGUUCUGUGUAUUUAAGUCUCCGUUUAAGUAGCCUAUAUUUCCCCAGUCCUGUUGUUAACGUCGCUACCAGUUGUGCCUUGCUGUUCCGUGUUGUUUGUCCCAAUAAAUCCCUCGUUACCUGACUCUUUGUCUCCCUGCCCCUGCUUCCCCGGUUCGGAACGUGAUAGCAAUCAAUAGAGUAAAAAAUAAAUAUAGAAAAAUGCGUUAUGAAAUAUUUUUUCUGUAGGCCUAAUACUUUUAUCUUUCAUUUCAUUUUAGAUGACAGAGUACUGGACUGUUGAAGAUGUCUGCAAAUGGCUUCAAUCCAUAAACUUAAUUGAUGCAAAAGAAAUCUUCACCGGGGAUGAAAAAGACUACCAUGCUUUGGACACCUAUGUUCAUGAUGAGAAUAUGUUCCUUACACUUCACCACUGUGUCCACAGAACAGCAAAUUGAUGGGGAAACACUACUGGGGUUGACUGAAAGGAUGACUGAAAAACUUUUUCCUCUGAUGAAGCAGCAAGUGAUAUUUUUAAAAGAGUUGGAGAAAUUGCGCAACACAUCAUCAUUGGCUCAACAAACAAGUCCAAUGCUGUGUGAUGGAUUACCUGCAGAGCCCAGUAGUCAUCAAGGAGCCCAGGAGUCAUGGCCAGCAUUAUACACCCUGCCUGUCCUGCCCCCAGAGCUACAGGAAGCUCUACAAAGAAAAGAUCCAUCUUUCAAAAAAAAAGACAAGUCCCACGUGCGAUCUUUACUGAUCCAAGUGUUGUUUGACAACAUCACAAAGUACACAUGGUACCCAAACCAUAAAAAAUACACAGAUGUCCUGGGAUGUCUGAUCACCAGGUUUCCAUUUUUGAGAGACCAUAGCUCCUCUGGAUAUGAAACUCUAUUGGAGUGUUUGCGAAAUAAGUUCAAGAAGGAAAGGUCACCUUUAGUGAACUUGGCAACAGUCCAGGAGAUGAAAAAAAAGUUUGGUGCCAANUACGAAAUUUGCGGCGCAACAUUACACAUAAAAUGA
Messenger RNA from Paramormyrops kingsleyae, 1117 nucleotides. The record is from RefSeq and is a predicted model, not a curated record. Lineage: Eukaryota; Metazoa; Chordata; Actinopteri; Osteoglossiformes; Mormyridae.